GGGGGAGACGCCUCAAUUGGAGUCUGACGCUGCCCGUGAUCAGGCUUUGCAGUGUCUGGAUAUUGACGUCUAUGCAGCGUCCACCCUCUCAGCCGUGCCGGCCCGCGUCCGUUCCGUCGAGGCAAUGCUGCGCCAGUGGGGCCAGGGGCCGCGGCCCCUCGCAGCGACCAAAGUGCGUGCGCUUGGGGCGACGCUGAAGGCGGGCAAGUACCGUUCGGCAUCCAUGUGCUUAUCGACGUGCCAGGUGGAAGCCGAGCGCUGGGGCUGCCAUCUUACAGGCGGCACGAUGCAUGUGCUCAAAGACGCCACGCGGUCGUGCAAUCGAGGUCUUGGGCCCCCUGUCUGGGCCAUUCCGUUCGCUCUCGCGGACUUCGAGCGCCUGCCAGGCAACGGCGAUCCUUGGGUCAGGCGUGGGCGGGUUGGUCCGCGGAACUGCUUCGCGGCGGGCGCGUGGCGGUUGGCGCGGGAAGAAGAACUCAGCGCGACGCGCGCUUGCGUGGUGCGCUUGUGGGGCGACGGGGCUGAUUUGGUUGCGUCGUGGCGUUUGCCGGCCUCUAAGAUAGACUCGGCCGCCUUCGGCGCAGCCCGGUCUCACGGGCGCUGCCGCGGCGAGUCUCUCGGCGUGGCGACGUGUCCGGCCCGCGUCGUGUUGGCGCAAAUUAGCGCGCUGAGGCAGUUGCCCCCGCUGCGGUUCUCCCGGGACGGGGGCCACGCGUGCACUGGGGGCGCCAUGGUCGCGCGCAUCGCCGCGGCGGCGGACAUUCUCUAUCUGCGCGGUGCUGGGGCGGACGGCGUGCAUCGUUGGACUGGCCAUUCUUUGCGCGUCGCAGGCGCGCAGUUCUUGGCUGGCGCGGGGCUUGGCGCGUUGGCGAUGCAGCUCCUCAGAAGAUGGGGGUCGGAUGCCGUCCUGGGGCACAUCUGGGGCGCCUCGCUGGCGUCGUCGAGCACGUGGGCCCGGCAAGCUGCGCGAGGCCAGGUCUCCGCCGUGGACAACGUCGUCCGCGCG
Molecule: messenger RNA, 1006 nt
Organism: Prorocentrum cordatum
Lineage: Eukaryota; Dinophyceae; Prorocentrales; Prorocentraceae
Source: the annotation of a GenBank genome assembly